Messenger RNA from Miscanthus lutarioriparius, 2040 nucleotides. The record is from the annotation of a GenBank genome assembly. NCBI's taxonomy places the organism in Eukaryota, Viridiplantae, Streptophyta, Magnoliopsida, Poales, Poaceae.
AUGGCCCCGCCAUCGCUACCCCGACUUGAAUCGCCACUUCCAGCAGAGCAGAUGGAUCAGCAACUGGCGAUUGUUGUCACGAGCGGUGGAGAUCCGAUCGCAUCGUCUCCGGCACCGGCUACAUCUGCGGCCGCAACUCCUCCGGUUCCGCCGAUGAGCACGCUCGUCGUGAGAGCGGACAUCCCCCGUGGAUCGGGUGAUGCCUUGCAUCACAUGACUAAUCUGACGCCACCCGCAUCGAUUCCUCCUGGAGCAUUAAUCACUCCUGAUCCUGGUCAGAGAUUCCACCCGAAUCCAAACAUACUAGAUGUAUUUAUCCCAAGGGUGAGGCAGACAUUCGAGACAAAAAAAGAAGCCUACGAAUUUUACUGUGAUUAUGCAAGAUUGGCUGGGUUCAGUGUGAGGGUGAAGAGAACUAGCAAGGAGAGUGCAGACUGGGUUUGCAACCGAGAGGGGUUUCUAAAAAUAGAUAAAGAGAAUAACGAACCACAGAUUGAAAAGACAUCAAAGAGAGUCGGCCGCCCUGCAUAUGCUAAGGUAAAGCAAGAUAAGAAAGGCAACCAAUGGUACUUCGACCAUGUUGAGGAAGCACACAACCACAAGUUGCACCUGUCGCCCAGGAUGGUCAGGUACAUGCAUAUUCACAAACAAAGGGACGCAGCGCUGGAUGACCUAUUUGCUAUCAUGGCAAGGAAUGGGGUAGCGCACCAGGCUGCGAUGAAUGUCAUGUCCGAGCUAUAUGGUGGCCGUCAAAACUGCCCGUUCACAGAGAAAGAUGUCAAAAAUAUGAAUGCUGAGCAAGCAAGGGAGGAAAAAGAUGCUGAUCUGGAGAAACUUUUUCAGUUUUUUAGAGAAUGCAAGACAAGCAACGAGUACUUUUACUUUGACGUGGAUUUUGAUCCGAAAACAAAGGUUCUCAGGAGCAUAUUCUGGAGCCACGCUAGUCAAAGAGCUGAAUACAAGGACUUUGGUGAUGUGAUCACCUUUGACACGACCCACAAAACAAAUAGAAAAAACAUGCCGCUAGGCAUGUUUGUGGGGGCCAAUAACAACCUGAAGAAUGAGAGGCUGGAAUCUCUAAUAAAUUAUCCACUAGGGCCUACACAGUUUGAGGAGGAGUGGAACAAGCUGGUGCAUGAGUGUGAGAUAGCUGAUAACCCAGCAAUAAAUGCACUCUGGGAAAAGAGGAAGAGCUGGAUUGCAACAUACUUCAAGGGGAUGUACUGCGGCAGAAUGACAUCCACGCAGAGAUCAGAAAGCCAGAACAGGAAUUUUGUGCGGGCUGAGGUCGUCCGAGCUUGCAAAUCAAGGUUUGAUGAGCAGCUCAGCAGGAUGUACACGAGAGCUGUGUACCAGGAAUACAAAAGGGAAUAUGCUAACAGCAUAGCAUUUCUCAUAGAACCUAAUCCUGAUCCAGAAGUCAGGAAUGGUUAUUUGGUGAGGCAUGAGAAGGGCGCGGGGAGCUUCUGCUGGGCGCAACAUGCAUUUAAAGUGGUGGCUGACAAGAAAGCAGGAGUGUAUGAAUGCGAAUGCAAACAGUGGGAGCACACAGGGUUGUUCUGCAUGCACAUCAUAAGGGCAUUCACCCACCUGCAGGUGCAGAGCAUACCGAAAAAGUACAUUUACAAACGAUACACGCGUGAUGCUGAGAUCAACCUUGAUCCAACCUCUACAAACUUCCUUGCUGGUAUAUCACUGGUUGAGCCACCAGUGUCACGCACAAAAGGUAGAAAAUCUGGCAAGGAAAGUCAAUGUGCUGAAAAGAUAAAGGGAACUAAUAAUCCUUAUAGCACAUACAUGAGGAGUUAUGGGAAAAAAGUGUGCCACACAUGCAAUGUUAUUGGACACUACAUCACAACAUGCCUGCUAAACCCAAACAGGAGCAGAGCAGCAGAGAACAGAAAAAAAAAGAGGGCUGCCAAAACACAAGGUGGGACUCCGAGAAAGAGAGGUCGGCCAAAAACACAGAGGGAAAAGAAUGAAGAACAAGAAGGGGACCAUAGUGAGGACGGUGAUGGCAACAACUAUGAAUCUGAAUGA